AAAAUCUUUCUUUAUAAAGAUGGGCAAGAUAAUGUCUUUAAUGAACAAGGCGAAAAGGUUUUUGAUCCAAUGGAGGGCAUCUUAACUGAGAUUACAGACCCCAACAUUGUUCUUGAGACAAUUACAAGUCAAAGGGCAUAUCUAGCUCUAAAGCCUAUUGAAAGAGUCAUUCAAGAAAAGAUUCCUAAGGAAAUAAAGGUCAUUAAUUUGACUGAAAAGUACAAUAGCUAUACCGAUAAAGAACGAGAAAAAUUUAUAGACCUAGUGAUAGAAGCACCUGAAUAA
Gilbertella persicaria is the source of this 285-nucleotide messenger RNA. RefSeq lists its product as uncharacterized. The record is from RefSeq and is a predicted model, not a curated record. NCBI's taxonomy places the organism in Eukaryota, Fungi, Mucoromycota, Mucoromycetes, Mucorales, Choanephoraceae. The transcript has a single exon. The annotation marks the transcript as partial.